Molecule: messenger RNA, 5399 nt
Organism: Oryctolagus cuniculus (rabbit)
Lineage: Eukaryota; Metazoa; Chordata; Mammalia; Lagomorpha; Leporidae
Gene: ADAMTS19
Product: ADAM metallopeptidase with thrombospondin type 1 motif 19
Biological process (GO): proteolysis; extracellular matrix organization
Cellular component (GO): extracellular matrix
Molecular function (GO): metalloendopeptidase activity
Source: RefSeq, a predicted model, not a curated record
CCGUCCGGCGGGGCUCGCCUCUCGCCUAGCUCGGCCGCGGAGGCUCGUGCAACGUGCCGAGCACCGAGAGCGGACUCCUCACCUAACUCGCCAGGGAGCCGGGGCGCUCCGGGCCGCGGCGCUGCCUUCCCCGCUCCUCCCCCUGUCCGUCCCCGCCCGAGCUCCGGCGGCCUCCGGGAGUCCCUCGGCUCCCCCCACCACCCCCCGCCCCGCGCGGCAGACAAAGGGCCCGGGCAAAUUCGCCGCCCGGCCUCCCAGCGCUCCGGGGAGGCGGCUGCGCCCGCGGGGCCAGAGGCGGCGGCCGCGGGAGCGCGGCACGGGCCGGAGCCGCGAGAUGCGGCUGACUCGCAUCUGCUGCUGCUGCCUGCUCUACCAGCUGGGCUUCCUGUCGAAUGGGCUCCUUUCAGGGCUGCAGUUCGCCCCCGACCGCGAGGAGUGGGAGGUCGUGUUUCCUGCACUCUGGCGCCGGGAGCCGGUGGACGCGGCCAGCGGCAGCGGGGGCAGCGCGGACCCGGGCUGGGUGCGCGGCGCGGCGGCCGGCGGAGGCGCCCGGGCGCAGGCUGCGGGCAGCUCCCGCGAGGUGCGCUCGGUGGCCCCGGCGCCCCUGGAGGAGCCCGCGGGGGCUGAGGCCCGGCCCCGGCCCCCGUCGCCGCAGGGGGGUGAGGAGGACGAGGAGCUCGAGUCGCAGGAGCUGCCGAGGGGAUCCAGCGGCGCGGGCGCCCCGGCCUCGUGGCAGCCGCCCCCGGCCCCGGCCCAGCCAGCCGAGCCCAACGGCGACGAGGUGUUGCUGAGGAUCCCGGCCUUCUCCCGGGACCUGUACCUGCUGCUCCGGAGAGACAGCCGCUUCCUGGCGCCGCGCUUCGCGGUGGAACAGCGGCCGAGCCCGGGCCCCGGCCCCACGGGGGCAGCGGCCGCUCCGCGCCCUCCCGCGCCGCCCGACGCCGCCUGCUUUUACACCGGGGCGGUGCUGCGGCACCCGGGCUCCCUGGCCUCUUUCAGCACCUGUGGAGGUGGCCUGAUGGGGUUCAUACAGCUCAAUGAGGACUUCAUAUUUAUUGAGCCACUCAAUGAUACAGUGGCCAUAACAGGUCACCCUCACCGUGCUUAUAGGCAGAAAAGGUCCACGGAGGAAAAAGUCACAGAGAAGCCAGCCCUUCACAGUCCUUACUGUGGUGUCAUUUCAGAUAAAGGAAGACCUAGGUCUAAAAAAAUAUCAGAAAGUGGAAGAGGGAAACGAUAUUCAUACAAAUUACCUCAAGAAUACAACAUAGAGACUGUAGUGGUUGCAGACCCAGCAAUGGUUUCCUAUCAUGGAGCAGAUGCAGCCAGGAGAUUCAUUCUAACCAUCUUAAAUAUGGUUUUUAACCUUUUCCAGCACAAGAGCCUUGGUGUGCAGGUCAAUUUUCGUGUGAUAAGGCUUAUUCUGCUCCAUGAAACUCCAGCAGAUCUCUAUAUUGGACACCAUGGAGAGAAAAUGCUAGAAAGCUUUUGUAAGUGGCAACAUGAAGAAUUUGGCAAGAAGAAUGAUAUACGGUUGGAGAUGUCAACAAGCUGGGGAGAAGACAUGGCUUCAGUGGAUGCCGCUGUUCUUAUAACAAGGAAAGAUUUCUGUGUCCACAAAGAUGAACCAUGUGAUACUGUUGGCAUAGCUUACUUGAAUGGAAUGUGUAGUGAAAAGAGAAAAUGUAUUAUUGCUGAAGACAAUGGCCUGAAUCUUGCAUUUACAAUUGCUCAUGAGAUGGGUCACAACAUGGGCAUUAACCAUGACAAUGACCACCCAUCAUGUGCUGAUGGUCUUCAUAUCAUGUCUGGUGAAUGGAUUAAAGGACAAAAUCUUGGUGAUGUCUCAUGGUCCCGGUGUAGCAAAGAAGAUUUGGAGAGAUUUCUGAGGUCAAAGGCCAGUAACUGCCUGCUACAGACAAAUCCCCAGAGUGUCAAUUCUGUGAUGGUUCCCUCCAAACUGCCAGGAAUGACAUACACAGCAGACGAGCAAUGUCAGAUUCUCUUUGGGCCAUUGGCUUCCUUUUGUCAAGAAAUGCAGCAUGUUAUUUGCACGGGUUUGUGGUGCAAGGUGGAAGGUGAGAAAGAAUGCAAAACCAAACUAGAUCCACCAAUGGAUGGAACUGAUUGUGACCCUGGUAAGUGGUGUAAGGCUGGAGAAUGUACCAGCAGGACCUCAGCAUCUGAACACCUGGCCGGAGAGUGGAGCAUGUGGAGUCCCUGCAGCCGAACCUGCAGUUCUGGGAUCAGCAGUCGAGAGCGCGAAUGUCCUGGGCUAGGUUCUGAAGCAAGGGAUUGUAAUGGUCCCAGAAAACAAUACAGAGUAUGUGAGAAUCCACCUUGUCCUGCAGGUCUGCCUGGAUUCAGAGAGUGGCAAUGUCAGGCCUAUAGUGUUAGAACUUCGUACUCAAAGCAUGUACUUCAGUGGCAAGCUGUCCUGGAUGAAGAAAAACCAUGUGCCUUGUUUUGCUCUCCUGUGGGAAAAGAACAGCCUAUACUCCUGUCAGAAAAAGUGAUGGAUGGCACUUCUUGUGGAUAUCAGGGACUGGAUAUCUGUGCAAAUGGCAGAUGCCAGAGAGUUGGCUGUGAUGGUUUAUUAGGAUCUCUUGCAAGGGAAGAUCAUUGUGGUGUAUGCAAUGGCAAUGGAAAAUCAUGCAAAAUUAUUAAAGGGGAUUUUAAUCAUACCAGAGGAGCAGGUUAUGUGGAAGUGCUGGUGAUACCUGCUGGAGCAAGAAGAAUCAAAGUUGUGGAAGAAAAGCCGGGACACAGCUAUUUAGCUCUUCGGGAUGCUGGGAAACAGUCUAUUAAUAGUGACUGGAAGAUUGAACAUUCUGGAGCAUUUAAUUUAGCUGGAACCACCGUCCAUUACAUCAGACGUGGCCUCUGGGAGAAGAUCUCCGCCAGAGGUCCUACUACAGCACCUUUACACCUCCUGGUGCUCCUGUUUCAAGACCAGAACUACGGUCUUCAUUAUGAAUACACUAUCCCCUCAGACCCUCUGCCAGAGAACCAGAGCUCUAAAGCGCCUGAGCCCCUCUUCAUGUGGACACACACAGGCUGGGAAGAUUGCGAUGCCACAUGCGGAGGAGGAGAAAGGAAGACAAUGGUGUCCUGUACAAAAAUCAUGAGCAAAAACGUCAGCACUGUGGACAAUAAGAAGUGCAAAUACUUAACUAAGCCUGAGCCGCAGAUUCGAAAGUGCAAUGAGCAGCCAUGUCAAACAAGGUGGAUGAUGACGGAAUGGACCCCCUGUUCACGAACUUGUGGAAAAGGGAUGCAGAGCAGACAGGUGGCCUGCACCCAACAACUGAGCAAUGGAACUCUGAUCAGAGCCCGCGAGAGGGACUGCGCUGGGCCUAAACCUGCCUCUGCCCAGCGUUGUGAGGGCCAGGACUGCAUGACUGUGUGGGAGGCAGGAGUGUGGUCUGAGUGUUCUGUCAAGUGUGGCAAAGGUGUCCGCCAUCGGACUGUGAGGUGCACCAAUCCCAGAAAGAAAUGUGUGGUCUCUACCAGACCCAGGGAGGCUGAGGACUGUGAGGAUUAUUCAAAAUGCUACGUGUGGCGAAUGGGUGAUUGGUCUAAGUGCUCAGUUACCUGUGGCAAAGGAAUGCAGUCCCGUGUCAUUCAGUGCAUGCAUAAGAUCACAGGAAGACAUGGAAAUGAGUGUUUUUCUUCAGAAAAGCCUGCAGCAUACAGGCCAUGCCACCUUCAGCCCUGCAAUGAGAAAAUUAACGUGAAUACAAUAACAUCACCCAGACUGGCUGCUCUGACCUUCAAGUGCCUGGGAGAUCAGUGGCCAGUGUACUGCCGAGUGAUCCGCGAGAAGAAUCUGUGUCAGGACAUGCGGUGGUAUCAGCGCUGCUGUGAGACAUGCAGGGACUUCUAUGCUCAAAAGCUGCAGCAGAAGAGUUGACCUCUAGCAGGCUGGCUGGCUCACAGCUCUUUGCAAUUAUGUUAUUUAUAAACACACACACACUAGCAUGUUUUGCAGACCAAAUAUUAUCAGAUUACAUAUAAUUUAAUCAAAUUAAUUUAUUUUUGUGUGUUUGCCUGCCAAACAUCCCAUGUGGUGUUUGCCUUGGUUAUACAAACAUUUUGACUUAUACUAUAAGGCUUCACAAAAUACUUUUAUAUGAAUGAAUAACUUGGAUCCAGUAAUCUUAAAAGGAAAACUAAAUGAUAAUUAGACUUUAAAACAAUGUUUCUGUUUAAGUUAGGGCUGUAUCUAAGGUGCUAUUCUCUUCCCAGCAGUCCCAAUGAGUUACCCAGAACAUAUACUGAGUUAGCAUAAUAGUUUAGUUAUAUAUGGAAGAAAAUCGUAUUUUUUUUGGUGUCCUGCUGCAGAAUCAGCCCAUUUUCUGUAAUCUGCAGGAGAUGUGUAAAAAUAACAAACCUCAUAGUGUUGAAUAGCUUUUUAGAGAAUGUAUUAUGAAUUUUGUUCAGAUUUAAAGACAUCCAUUGGAAACAUCCUACUGUAACUGUAAUCUUAUAUUAAUAAUGGAAAAGAAAUGUCAACAUGGAGACUUUGGUCAUGUUCAUGAACAUGUACUUGAACACAAGUAUUGUAACAAUGAAACACUGUAAGGAUUUACACUGAAUCACCAUUGCACUGUUGAUAUAGUGUAGAGAAACCAUUAUAGAAAUGGUAACAUCCUACAGAAGUGUGUAUUAUUACAUGUUGCCAUUAGAUUUUUAGCUUUUUUAAAUAUUUUGAAUGAAGAAAGCAAUGAUCCACCCAUUUCUUUAUAUCUUUUUAGCAGAUUUAUGAAAGAGUAUAGUACAUAGUGUCACAAAUCAUAAUAAUAAAAUUUACUAAAUCUUUUUCAGUCCUUUCCCUAGGAACAAGGAAAAACAAAAAAUAUAUAAUAUUGUGGUAGUUUCAUUGUGUGUUUUUUUUCUUUCUAAAAAUUAAAAAAAAGUUUUACAGUUCUGUGAAACGUUCAAAAGCCAGCUUAAAAUUUUUCUUGUGAGAAAAUACUGUACAUGAUUCACAUGAUUUCUUAUUAGAUUUUUUUCAAUAAAAAUAUGUGAAACUUCCUAUGGAGAGAUAGUUCUUCAUGGAUCUCUCACACUCCCGCAUCUGGAAGGCAAAGGUACAGUCUGCUUUUGUUCUGGAGUGUCUUCUAAAGCAUGUUUGUAUAAGAAACCACCUUGGAAGAGGGAGGUAUUGUCUCUCUUUAAAGCAAAGAACAAAUAUUCAAACUUCUCCUUUAAAAGUUUCAGGUUCCUUAAAACUGGGGUUCCUUCCUUAUAACACAGCCCACUGCAUGUGCAGGUGUCACUCGGCUCUCUUUAUGUCACUCUGUGGGAACUGGGGCUUAGGGAACUGGUGAAAGAAAAAAAUGCAGAUUCUCUGGCCACUGCUAUUGCUGUGAGUAAUAAAAGUCUUUUGUCUCUAA